This is a messenger RNA of Leishmania major strain Friedlin, 2526 nucleotides long. RefSeq lists its product as hypothetical. Lineage: Eukaryota; Euglenozoa; Kinetoplastea; Trypanosomatida; Trypanosomatidae. The record is from RefSeq and is a predicted model, not a curated record. The coding region runs from base 1 to 2526 and encodes 841 amino acids. The transcript has a single exon.
AUGUGGGGUGCUGCCGGUGAGUGCGUCAUGCGCGUCAGCGUUCAUGGCAGUCGCCUCACCCCUGAACUUCGUCAUCUCUCUCGUGUUCUUCUACACCCUUUCCUCUUCCUUCACUCCCGCCUGGUGCACCUCCCGCUUUGCGGCUUCCUGACGCUCUCGCAACGGCAUCGACACCCCCUUCCCGCACCCCAGAUGUGCCUGCGUCUGGGCUUGUGCAGCUCCCUCUCUCUCUCUCUCUCUGUACUCCGCGUUUCUGUCACUGUCACGCAUGCCCAUCGCCUUGCAUCCCCUUCUCUUGCUCAACCUAGAGUCCGUCUAAGGUGUCUAUGCGUACAUCCACGACCACCGCGCCCCUCCCUCCCCCCUGCCUCGCCAAAGAAGGAAGAGGUGUGCGCACUCCGUCCAGAGGAGAAAGAGCCACGCGACAGCAGCGAAUUGUAUGCCAUCGGGCCACUGACGGAUCUGCGCACCUCGACCGGUUUCACACGUGCGCCGAUGCCGCUCAUACGCUGCGCUUCGCUCACUGCGGUGCUCCUACUGUUACUCCUGUGUAGCGCAGAUGGGCAAGCACGCGUCGUGGCCGUCGUCCUUGCACCGUCAGUGGAGCACGGUACUGCCACGUUGUCUGGCCAGUCGAGGCUGCGUUGGAAGCAUGCCAUCGGUAAGGGGUCUAUGUUCGGUCUACCUUCUGUGCGCAUGCAGGUGGCUGGGGAGGUGUUUGGGGACGCCGCGCCCUCUUCUCGAUCUGAAUCGGCAUCGCCGUCGACAUCUAGCACCACCUCCACCACAACAACCACCACAACGACCACCACGACGGAGGCACCACAAGCGACGACCACGACAACAGAGGCACCAACGACGACGGGCACGACAACAGAGGCACCAACGACGACGACCACGACAACAGAGGCACCAACGACAACGACCACGACAACAGAGGCACCAACGACAACGACCACGACAACAGAGGCACCAACGACAACGACCACGACAACAGAGGCACCAACGACAACGACCACGACAACAGAGGCACCAACGACAACGACCACGACAACAGAGGCACCAACGACGACGACUACGACAACAGAGCCCCCGACAGCAACAACUAGCACGACUACAACGACUACGGCCGUUCCCUCUCGCUCACCAUCUACCACCUUCUCUGCUGUUGCAUUGGCGGGUGUCAUCAUCGGAAGCAUCGCUUUCGGUAUCCUUCUCGGUGCCAGUGCUGUGUUUCUGGUCUUUGUCCGGACCUGCUCCCUGCCGUGCUGCAGGCAAAGUCCACAAGCUGACCAGGAAGAGGAUGACAAUUUGGCGGAGACACGAGAGAUGAAGUCGGAGAGCUACGGAAGCUCACAGUGGAGUAGCGAGUACGGAAACCCUGAAAGACAGGUCAAGAGUUUUGCCAAUCAGCUUCACAAGGACGGCUUGCUCUCUGUGCACGAUCACCGCAACGCCAACCCACUCGCACUUCCCUCUGCCCACAGCCCUAAGCGCGCGCCGCCGCCCGUCGCCGGUGAUCCAGCUCAUGUGAAUAACUUCAACAACCGCCCGUACGUCCAGAACGGCAUCGUGCCGUGGACGGGUCGGCCGCCGGUGCUGCGCGGUCCGCAACCUGCGUGUAUGAUUCCUACCAUCACCAAGGAAGGCAAGGUCAUCCCACGCGCGCAGCGAGUACUCCCUGGUCUCGGCCUCUUCGAGACCCCGAUCAUUCCGAUCACCCUGCCUGCACCGCCAUCGCUGCCCCCGAAAACGGGGACUGCCGCUGCCUUCACGAGAGCGAAGGAGUUCGUUCAGUCGAAGGUGCUUCGUCGCCUCCGUGGCGCCAAGUCGGCAGAAGAAGAGCAGGCAGCUGCGGAGGCAGCGAUGAAGAACCAGCCGGUCGUUCAGUGGUUUCACCACCUUGUGUACUUCACGGCGCUGAGCAGGUCCCCCGAGAUAUCCAGUCUCGACGAAUCAGAGGCCGAGGAGGGUGGUCAACAUGACGACAGAGGCACGCGUGCUGCCGACGUCACCGUUCCCGCCGCUGCUGCCGCUUCAGCUGCUUCUGGUGGAACAGCUGGGAAGCUUCCACUACCCGAAACCACUGGCACUCCCAUGCUAGCGCCUUGCGCUGCCCCGGCCACGCCAGGUGUGGCCCCGACACCUACGCAACGCGCAAACACCGAGCACCCGGCGCCGCAAGGAGUGUACGAUGCGCAGUACUACCCAUCGGCGCACUCACAGAUAACAGGGAGCUCUUCAGCAAUGAUGAUGUGCCCCCCCCUGUACAUUGUCGAUCACCCCGUACAGCCUGCGUACGGCAUGGGCGGCGGCGGCGGCGGCGGCGCGAUGCUGCGUUCUCCGGCGCCUGGCGGACAGGUAGUCUCCUGUGCAACGGCCGGGGGCGGUAGCUCUACAAGCUUUCCGUGUCCUUCGCAGCAAGCACCGUCACUGCAGAUGCAACCAUAUCAACAGCAGUUGUCCCUCUUGCCGAAGCAGGCGAUCCUCUCGCAAGCCUCGCGGUGCUUCAACCCAUACGCCUAG